This is a messenger RNA of Aspergillus homomorphus CBS 101889, 1722 nucleotides long. RefSeq names its product MFS transporter. Gene Ontology annotation, biological process: transmembrane transport. Bases 191 to 1678 code for a protein of 495 amino acids. The transcript is spliced from 2 exons. NCBI's taxonomy places the organism in Eukaryota, Fungi, Ascomycota, Eurotiomycetes, Eurotiales, Aspergillaceae. The record is from RefSeq and is a predicted model, not a curated record. Gene Ontology annotation, molecular function: transmembrane transporter activity.
UCUUGCCCCCUUUAUGAUGUUAUGAUUGGUUCAUCGGACUAUCCGCGUCGGACCUCCGACACUAGGAGGGUCCCCUCGGUCUCUCGCGGUGCCGAUAUCCGGUGGCAAUCUCAAUAAAGAUCGAAGGCUUGCAUCUCAGGAAUCUGAGAAAAAGCCAUGUAUCUGCUACGUACGCAAGAUCCGAUACAUCAUGACGGUUGUGCCUGAGGCGACGGUCUCGCCGCCACAGCCCGAUGAUGUCGAAAAGGCAGCCAAGCCUGUAUCGUCAUUCGAUCCCAAUCUGGUGAGAUGGGAUGAAAAUGACCCUGAGAACCCACAAAACUUUCCCACGGCGUACAAAUGUUGGAUUACCUUCCAAUUGGGCAUGUUGGCCCUGAGUGCCAGUUUGGGAUCGAGUAUUAUAUCCCCUGCGCAGACGGAACUAGUCGAAUAUCUGGGGAUUAGUAAAGAGGUCAGUAUACUGGCCACGUCGCUGUAUAUUCUUGGCUUUGCAUUUGGGCCUCUAUGUUGGGCGCCUAUUUCAGAGAUAUGGGGGCGUCGCUGGUCGAUGCUCCCAGCCGUCUUUUGCCUGGGUCUGUUUAGCAUUGGCACCGCGACGAGCAAGAACACCGCUUCCGUGCUCAUCACACGGUAUUUUGCAGGCCUCUUUGGGUCUGCUCCUGUGAGUAAUGUUUCCGCAGCACUAGGGGACAUCUUCCACAUGAAAGCGCGGGGGAUCGCCUCGACCUCCUACGCCAUCUGUGUCGUCGGUGGGCCUACCAUGGGACCCAUCAUUGGGGCCGCGCUGGUUUCGCAUCCCUCCCUCGGCUGGCGCUGGACAGAAUACAUCGAAGCGAUCUUUGUGUUCUUUGUGUUCGCAGUCACCUUCUUUUGUCUGCCCGAAAUGUACGGGCCUGUUCUCCUGCAUAAGAAGGCGGUCCGCCUCCGCAAAGAGACCGGCAAUGCGGACCUAUACCAUCCGCACGAACACCUGAAGAUCGACGCGCACAGCAUCGUUACGAAACACUUUUCCCGACCCUUGGUCAUGCUCGUCACCGAGCCCAUGGUGACCGUGGUUGCUCUAUACGCCUCCUUUACCUACGCCCUCCUCUACCUCACCCUCGAGGUCUUCCCCAUCGUCUUCGACGACCUCCGCCACUGGAAGCCCGUAAUCGCCACCCUCCCCUUCAUCGCCCUCUUCGUCGGCGUCCUUCUCUCAUCUGCCUUCGUCAUCCUCGUCGGUCAACCCUACUACAUCCGCAAAUUCGACCAAGGCGGCGGCAAGCCUGUUCCCGAAGGUCGCCUCAUGCCCAUGGCCGUCGGCGGGUUCCUAUUCGCAGCGGGUCUCUUCUGGUUCGGCUGGACCGCCGCCCCGAAAUACCACUGGGCCCUCCCCUGCGUUGCCGCAGGCAUGUUCGGGUGCGGAUUCUCCAUCAUCUUCGGUCAGUGUAUCAAUUUCUUGGUGGAUACGUACGGUCCAUAUGCGGCGUCCGCCACGGCGUCGAAUACAUUCCUGCGGAGCGUGCUAGCGGCGGCGUUCCCGCUGUUCUCGCAACCCAUGUUCCGAAAUCUAGGCGUCGGGCCGGCCAUGUCGAUCCUGGGUGGAGUAGCGGCUUUGGCGAUCCCGGUGCCGUUCUUGUUCAUGGUGUAUGGAAAGCGGCUGCGGGCUUUGUCGAGGUUUGCGCCUUUCAGAGGGUGAUUCUCUUUGGUUGGGGAGUAGAGAGGACAGCGGGUGGAAGGUAG